Coniophora puteana RWD-64-598 SS2 is the source of this 4026-nucleotide messenger RNA. RefSeq lists its product as uncharacterized. Gene Ontology annotation, molecular function: protein kinase activity; ATP binding. NCBI's taxonomy places the organism in Eukaryota, Fungi, Basidiomycota, Agaricomycetes, Boletales, Coniophoraceae. Bases 40 to 3513 code for a protein of 1157 amino acids. Gene Ontology annotation, biological process: protein phosphorylation. The record is from RefSeq and is a predicted model, not a curated record. The transcript has 5 exons.
CUUACCUGCGUCACAUCGAUUCUCGAUCCUCGAGCGCACAUGGCACCAACACGCGACUGCAGCAUGUCCCCUUCAGUCUGCCACACUGGCACCAGCGUCUUCAACACGCCACCACGGCUAUCAACAGCCAAUACGGACUCUGCUGCGCCUUUCGACACUCCCAUGUUCACCCCCUCCCCUUUGCGGACGCGACAUAUCUUCCAGUCAGCCGCACAACAGAGCGAUCUGGACGACUUUUUCCGCUCGCCGUUAAAAUCCCCAACACCAAUCCAUAGUCAUUUCUCGCAUCGUAAUCCAGAGCCUGAUCCUAUACUCAUGGAGGAUGAAGACGGUGAAAUGUUCUUCUCUUCCCCCUCUCCAGGCGUCUCCCCUGUGGUCACCGCCUCGUCCUCGCCGCCUCUAUGCACUCCAUUGAAGGAGGAGCAUAGAAUAGGCUCACGCUUCAUUCUCGGUCAGAAGCACCUGAAUGCGACCGCGUCUACCCCCGCUGUUCCCUCCUCGCGCAGUGGCCUGGGCAUAAAGCGGAAAUCGUUCAAUCAAUCUGCCGGCUGUUCAACACCCGUGCUCAAGCCGACUCCGACUCCUUUGUCUAUCUCAGCAGCGCAUGCCGACCCUGCUUCGGGAGUGGCAUUCCAUCGUCUCGCCCCAUUGCCAGCACCCCGUUUCGUCGCGCAUACACCCCAGUCAAGAGCCGAGACAGAAGCAUACAUGAAGACUCAAGCCGAGACAAUGACAAACCUGCGGAUACGAGACGCUCGUAAUUCAGACGAGGAGUGGGGUUUCAUUGAUGAUGACUCAGGAUGCGAGGUUGAAGACGAGACACGCGUCAAGGGGCGCAAACUGUUCCUCAACAAGCUCCCUUCCCUCAACUCCAUCAGAAAGUCAAAGUCCAGACACUUCAGCCCCAGGAAACCGCUCGUCGUUGACACCAUUCCUCAGAAGGGCAACUUCCAAGAUGAGGUAACUGAGGCGGUUUCCCCAGAAGGCCAUAUCCUCAAACGUCGCGCCCGGUCUCGCCCCGUUUCAUCGGAGUUGCUGGAGAGCGCCUCGACGCCUUCUCCGCCAAGGGCACAGGCGACUGCGGUUCCUCGACGUGGAGCGGUUGGCUUUCCACGUGCCUCAGAGGGGCGCCCUACUUCCAUUGUUCUGUCCUCCCCUGAGCCAGACUCUCCAAGUGUUUUUAAGGAGCGUAGGCCAGGGAAUGGGCUCAGCCCAUUCAUUCCACCGACUCAGCCAGCGCAACAACGGCGUGCACCUCUCGAUCGUCUUGCGAGCUCCAGCUCUGCUACCCUUUUCUUCGGUCCUGCGAUACCAUCUCCUCACAAGCCACGUUCCAGGACAACUACAAUGUCAUCAAAUGCCUCUAGCUCGCAAACCCUUCAACCUGGCUCGUCGCGACCUAGCAUAUCAAAUCGGCACAGCUACUCAGGCCUACAGGGCUUUGUUUCACCUGAUUCCUGGAAACUUCGAAACCCUCAGCCUGUCUCCCCCACUUCAUCGUCCAGCUCUAACCCUCCGGAGGAUAGCAUGAUUGAAGAUGACGACGACGAAAUGUUCUUCAAUGGUCCUCAGAAUGCCACUUGGACGUUCGGGAUGACCGCAGAAACGCCUUCUCCUCGGUCGAAGUCUGGGCAGCAUUUGCUUGCGACAAAAUUCAAGCCUAGAGACUCAGGUGUCGUGCUUUCUGAUGACGAGGGCCGUAAUGAUCCCAGUCGUUUCUUUACGAUCAGCAGCACCAGUACCCUCCAGUCAGAUGUAGAUGAUCUGGUAACACCUGGUGCCGGUCCUUCUAUGUCCUCUGGUUGGCCAGGCUUUAUCCAUAUCGCUGGCCUGGACGGUGGGCUCCAGCUUGCUGGUGAUAGCCAAGUCGAUACAGACGUCCUCAUCCUGCACGCCCUUACUUCAAGUGGUGACAUGCCCGAGGAUAGCUCAAAGAGGCCUCCAGGCACUCCAGUCAAGAAGACCAAAGCCGCAAUUGGGCGUAACAAGCCGUGGCAAAGCGCCGUUGCUUCCAAGGUUGGCCUCAAAUUUGAAUUCGGCAACGCGGGCAGCAAGAUCAAGAGCAAGCCUCGGAAGAGUUUGCCUGCGGCGUUCCCCAUCCUAGGUCCCAGGAAAGACCGGAAGAUUAACCUGGCCGAAUCUGACACCGAUGAAGACGAUGAAAACCAGAGUCCGAGCUCGCGAAAGGAUACUCGUUACGACGGUCUUGGGAUGGGGUUGCCCCCGGUCUCUGGAGGUCGGAGUCGGUUUUUGAUGAGGAGGAGUAGCAGCAGUGCUUUCUCCAGCGGCAGUGACAUAUCUGUUCAGACGCCUACGCGUCGUUCUGAAGGACAUUCCUUGUUGGCUAAUACCAAGUCGUCGCUUUGGCCUCACAGUAGGACUGCCUCGAGGUCCUCGUCCAUCAGCUCGAUUACUACUCUUGACUCCCCGACUAUGGGUCGCCACCAGCUUAUGUCUAUCUCACCUGUCCGGCGACCGCAAAUAUCUCCUUUGGUCCCCACCUCCCGUACAUCUGGCAGCGAUAAACCCGGUCGUUUUGAGCGCGACUUCGUCGAGAUCGAAGAAGUCGGUAGCGGGGAGUUUGGUAAGGUGAUGAAGGUCCGGGGAAAGACCGGUCUUGCCGCCAAUCAGGUUUGGGCGGUGAAGAAAUCGAAAGUUUUCGAGGGGGCCCGGCAUCGGCUGCGCUUGCGUGAAGAGGUCGACGUCCUCCAACACUUGUCAGAAGCCGCUGCAACCGCUGGCUACCGUAUGGAGCGGCAUCCCAACGUCCUCGGGUACCUAGACAGCUGGGAACAAGAAGACACGCUGUUCAUCCGUACGGAGCUUUGCGAGCUAGGCAACUUUGCACACUUCCUCUUGAAAUUCGGACGGUCUUCCCCUAAGCUCGAUGAAGCUCGCGUCUGGCGGAUUCUCGCGGACUUGAGCGAUGGACUUCGCUUCAUCCACAAUGCUAGCGUCAUCCACCUUGACCUCAAGCCUGCGAAUAUCUUCAUUACUCGGGAAGGGCGCUUUAAGAUCGGCGACUUCGGCAUGGCUACCAUCUGGCCAGGGACGAGCCGUCAGCCUGACCGCGAGGGCGACAAAUUGUAUAUGGCCCGCGAGCUUAUGCACGGUGGAUGUAGCCCUGCUGCGGAUAUCUUCAGUCUGGGCAUGACGAUGCUGGAAGCCGCCACCAACAUCAUCGUUCCUGGCCAAGGGGAAGGCUGGCAGCGUCUCCGCUCCGACGACUUCUCCCAAAUCAACCUGUCCGACAGUCCCGAGCUCUUGGACCUCCUGCAAAGCAUGAUGCGCGAGGAUCAUGCUUCACGCCUCGACGCAAACCAAGUUUACAGCCAUCCGGUCGUGCAACGCACUAGAGUUGCCAUGAAACGGAUGGAAGACGACGCGCGCCGGAGCUCGCAGCCUCUCUUCAAUGCCUCUCCUCUCGGCAAAGUGUCACCCGGCUUUCUUGAAGAAAUCCUCGGGCGGCCUGCGGAGGAUGAUGGCCUAGACAUGGACGUGGAUUUCUCAUAGCUGCUCGGCGUCGGCAGCAUCUUGCUCUUCUUGGGUUAUCAGUGGAUACCUUUGCUUGACUUAUCACUCUUUCUCUUGGGACACCCGACUUCGUUCUCCGUGCUUACUACGUUCUCAUGCUUUUCCGUUUUCUGUUCUCUAUGUUGUUUGACUAUCACACUUCACAAUUGCACCUUGCAUCUGCGGCUCCUAAACAUACAUAUCAUACAGCCCACUCCAUCCGCUCGAGUUCUCUACGCAUAUAACAUAUAAUGAUACCAGCCCCAUCGCCCCCGUAUACGUACAGCUACGCUUGCCCUGCCAUGACCUGCAUUUUCUUCUUUUUGACGCUUUCCUCCGCUGAAAUAUACGUCCCCCCUAGGCUCACACACCCACAUGUCUCCUUGGAAUUCUCUGUUGUUCAUCAGUGUUAUCGCGCUACCCAUGUAGAUAAUAUUUAGUUACCCGCGGGGCCUCUGGCUUGCCCCGGUUCUAUGUCACGCAUGCAUGUUCACGAAAGAACGCCACUAAUAC